GGUGUCGUCCGUCGUCAAUCUUCGUUUAAAAUAUUUGUUAUUGUACUAUCAAAUAGCAAUUUCAUCAAUGAAAACAUUCUAACAAUUAAGAAUUAGUAUCUAAUCAGUUAUAAGUAAUUAGCAAAUCCAAUGGUCCCGUAGUAAAUCUCCCGUAUUUCAAUUGUUUUGAUGCCGUUCACCUAUAUUGAUUUAUCGUAUGCCAGUGACCUGUUUUUAGUAUUUGUAAUGUGUAACCCAUAAAUAAUUAAUAUUAUCAUUAGAAGCAACAGUAGGGCUAAUUAGAAAUGGACUUUUGAUAGUAAAUUUUUGGAUAGUAAUCGUUAUGAGGUCGAAGUUCGUGAGACUGGCAGGGGUACGCUAUUUUUUUGUUUGAUUUUUAUGAAGUGUUAUAAAAUUUGGUACGUUCCAAACGUUUUUAUAUCGUAAUGGUGUGCAUGUUCUACAAUGAUGACGCCUAUUGAGGAGAAGAAAGAUGAAAAGAUUCGUACAGGCAUGGUGCAGGUCUCGGAUGGCAAGUCCCGUCCGAGGCCAGCCCGGCUGGUGCUCACGAUGGAUGCGGUGACCGUACAGCGUGAGGCCCCAGUGCCUACACAGCCGAUUAAGGAUAAAAGUGUGCCCCAUGCAAGGGAGCGAAUGGUCCAAAUAACGCGGCAGAAAGUUGGAGGACUGGGGCUUAGUAUAAAAGGGGGUGCGGAACAUAAGCUCCCUAUCCUUAUCUCCAAGAUAUACAAGGACCAGGCUGCUGAUCAGACUGGCCAGCUGUUUGUUGGAGACGCCGUUAUUAAAGUGAACGGAGAGUACAUAACGGCGUGCAAGCAUGAUGACGCGGUGAAUAUAUUGCGGAAUGCUGGUGAUAUAGUGGUGCUUACUGUUAAACACUAUAGAGCUGCCACUCCAUUUCUACAGAAGCAAGCGGAUGGUGCAUCAGACACGGAUAGCAGUACCGGGGACGACCAUCCCUCGCUUCACAAUAAGACUGUUGACGCUAACUGCAAUACUGAGAAGAAUACCGAACAAACCAAUGGUGGAUGGCAGAGUGCCUGGGCGGAGGGCUCGGAGGGCAGCCGGCCGGGCAGCGCGGCGGGCAGCGCCACGGGCUCCGUGCGCUCGCGCCCGCCAUCCGUCGCCUCCGACGCACAUACUGACAACGGGAAGGAGUGGGUUGAUGUCGUCUCAGUACCUUUAAUGAUGGGCUAUGUAACGAGAUAUGUAUUGGGAACUGACAAGCUGCGACCUGGUGCUUUUGAGGUCCGUGGCGCUCGGCCGCAUCUGACGACCGGCGUCAUACAUGCGGAAGAUCCCGCCGCGCUUUCCAACUGGCUGAAGAGCAUCUCUGACAACAUCGUGGGACUCACUAACCUACAGAUGAAGUUGUUCAACCGUCAGCUAGGCGUGGGCGAGCGCAUCGAGUACAUGGGGUGGGUGCACGAGGGCGUGCUGGCGCCGCAGCAGCCGUGGCAGACGUACCGCCCCAAGUUCCUCGUGCUCAAGGGGACCGACGUCAUGCUGUUCGAUGUGCCUCCCAUGAACAUAACGGAGCUAGCCAAAUGUCCAGAGACCCUGAAGGUGUACCAGACAAUGUUCCGCACGGUGAAGGAGAGCGAGACGGUGGACUGGCGCCAGCACUGCUUCCUCGUGCAGUCCAGCGCCGCCGGGCCCGCCGGGGCCGCGCCGCCCGGCCCGCGGUACUUCAGCGCCGAGACCAGGCGGGACCUGCUCCGGGUCGAGGCUGCCUGGACUAAUAAUAUUGUUAGCUCUGUGGUUAGGCUUGGGAAGAAGACGUUCACGGUGGUGCACAUGGGCCGCGCGGCGGGGCUGACGCUGGACUGGGCGGCCGGCUUCUCGCUCAGCGAGGGCACGCCCGGCGCCAAGCCCGUCUGGGCGUACAGAUUUUCUCAGCUCCGAGGGUCCAGCGAUGACGGUAAAUCGAAACUGAAACUACACUUCCAAGACUCGGAGACCAAAGUUAUAGAAACUAAGGAAUUAGAAUGUCAAAUCCUGCAGAGCUUACUGUUCUGCAUGCACGCGUUCCUGACGGCGAAGGUGGCGUCAGUGGACCCCGCCUUCCUCGCGUCCAUCCAGCAGUCCAACUAGACCCGCCGCGGUAACUAUACGGUUCAUUAUUCCUUGAGCUUACACCCGUCGGUUACGACAGCACGGAGGACUUCUACAUUUUUCUCUGAGAAGUUUGUCGUGAAAAUGUGAACAGUGCGAGAAUGAUAGCGAUGCAUAAGCGAAAUAAAUUAACGGUUACUAUAAUUUGGAGAUCUAAGUUACCUUUUAGCGUUUUGUACAAUUCUUUUACUCCCGAGCCUUUUUAAACGUAAUUUCAUUAAAUGGUAAUUAGUUACAGAAAAAUAGAAAUUCGCUGUACUAGCGCAAUGAAACAGUUUUAUAAAAUUUUAUAAGUACAUUUGUAGAUAAGUAGGACGAACUCAAGUUCAUAGGGUGACAAAGUAAAGCUAAAAAGCCGCAAAUGGUUUAUCUUACUGGUUUAAAAUUAUAUUACAAAAAAUAUUACCACAUUGUAUUAUUAUGAGAGCGUAAUUUAAAUAAAUCGAGUAGUAAAGAAAUGGCAUAAUUUGGGGUUUUGCGCUCAAAACAAUUCCAAUCAUUAUUUUAGGGAUGAUUGAGUUUAAAUAUAAAUAAUAUUUUAGUUAGAGGCCUAAACGUCGAAUCCAAACAGCGAAUGUUGAAAGACUAAAACAAAAUGUUGAUGUAGCACUGUUGUCCCUUACAAAUCUAUUUUUGAAUCUCUCUGCUAUUGUUAUAAGGGUAAAAUUCGUAAAAAUGCAAAUUUUACAAUUUAUCUUGCCCUAGUCUUCCCUGUACAUACUCUAGAUUCUUCUAUUUACUAAUUGCUUGGAGUUUUUUUUAAUGAAUUUUUUUUUUCCUGAAAACGAUUUAAUGUUCAAAUAAUACGCGUUUUGAAACUUUGUGCAUUUUUCAGAAUAUAUCUGGAAGUGUGUGACUUACUACUAUCAAUUUACAUCUCGAGUCUUGUCAUUUCUACGAUCUUCCUAUCUCUGCACACUUCCCAAAUCUUUACAAAUAUUAUCAGUCCAAUAAAUCUAUUAAUUUAAGGUUGUCCAUUCCGAUCCAAAUUCAUAAAAAAUACUGCAUAUCCAGAGUCACUUUGUUAAAUUUUAAUAUCUCUAUCUUAACAAUGACGAACGACAAAUAACUAUGUAUAAACAACUUGCUAAUUAUAUUGUAUAAUAUCCUUGUGAUUUUAAACUACAUUGUAAAACGUGUUCUUAAACAUAAUAGUUUCAGAAAUGUUAGCGAGACGCUAUUUUUUAUUGACAAGAUUUCAUUUUCUCUUUCUCGGUUUCUCAUUCUUACAUUCCUUCUUUAAUCGCGAUAAAUCUGAUUUUGUACCGAUAAAAAAUAUGAUUGUUAAAAAUAAUACGUUUUUAAACCAAAAGAAUCGUCGAUCGCUUUUCAAUAAUAUUUCCACGUCCUUCAACCAAAUGAGCGAUUAUUAAUUAAAAUCGCUUGACAAUCUUCAGCUCAAAACAUGAGCUCAGUUCAUGAAUAAUAUCAUCGCAUUAAAAGCUUAUGUUUAUAAAAGAUAAAAUUAUUGGAGUCGGUUGUCCGCCCAAAAGUACUCAUAAUAUUGCGUGAAAAUAAUACUCUGUAACUACAAUGUAGCGAAAUAAGAACUAUACUCAACACACCAAAGAUUUUUAACGUUCGAUUCAAUAUUGUUAGCGGUAGACAUUGUGUACGUGAUAUUUUCUCGAAAGAGGCUAUUUAACGACUGAAAAGUAUCGAAGGUUUUAGCACAGACAUCGUAUUAAGUCGACAGAUGACGGAAUUUCUAUAAGGGCCGGCAACCGUCCGGCUGUAUGCCGCGGCACAGUAUUUUAGGUGAUGAAUGAAAAUGUUACUUAGUAGUAUGGUAAUAAUGUUGAAAUUAGAAUGUAUGUUUGUGUCCGGCCCUUAAAAUUAAUUUGUCUUAUGACGUGUUCAGUGGUAACUAGGGCUGUCAAGUCAACUAUCGACAUUAAUAUGAUAUCUUGGCUAAGCAUGUAGAGCAUAGUAGUUAUAUUAUUAUAAAAAUUAUGAAACAUUUUAAAUUGUUUGAAAUUGGUAAACUUUGCGCUUGCUUCAUAUCAUUAAAUUUAAGUAAAUGAAUUAUAUCGUCGCCACUGAUAUGUUAUCGAAAUCAUAGAUUUUCCUAUACAGGGUAUUGUUUAGUGGCUGUUUAAUGUAUGAAAAUAGAGUUUUAAAUUAUAUUAGACAAACAGGAAAUUAUGUGCUUUUUUUAUUAGAUACUGAAGUCAAACUUCUGUAGAAAAACAUAUUUUUUGCUUCUACGGCUUAAGAGACUUAAUAUUAUUUUAGAAUAUUCUUGAAAAGUACCUUAAACAGCCACUUACUAAUCACCACUCUAAAUAAUUUGUUGAUAUAAAAUGUUAUAUUUUAUCUGUAAAGCAAUCUGCCUUGAGGCUCUAUUAACAUAGUAUUUACUAGAUUUAUGUGUCAUUUUAACGGAUAAAAAUAUUAUUUUAUUAAUCAUUUAUAUAUAACACUGUACUAUAGUAUAUUGAUUUGCGUAAGAAAUCGUCUGGAUCACAGUUUUAUGAGUUUAAAUAAAAUGUGUUUAAAGAUAUAGUGAGUUGAAAAAAGUAGGCUCCUAAAAAGGUGGGUUAAGAUGCACAUUAUUAACUUAAAAUUAGUGUAUAAUUAGGCCCAAGUUUAGGAGCAACAUUAAAUCGACUAGUCUUCGUUAGUCGACAAUAAUAUGUACUAACUAGACUGAUAUUUGGAAGCUAUAUAUUGUACAAGUAUCGGGUCAACUACAUACCAUGUCGAUAACCACUUAUCGACUUUUGUCAAAUCGAUAAAAUAAAUAUUACGUUUACCAACAAAAUGAGUUUACGACCAGACUGUUUCUUAUAAAUAACUAAAUGAUUUAACACAUUUAUUUAGAUGUAUACCUAUAAAGUAAUUGUUGAAGUAGGUGUUCGGCUAAAGAAUUUUAUUGUUUCAUUUGUAUAUUGUAUAGUUGUUUGUAUAAAGCCUUGUGUACUGUCAAUUUGUACUAACGUCUAUGAUAAUUACGGUAGUGGUCGGGUGUUAAAUUAGGACUAUAUCUUUCACAUGCUCUUCUUGUAUUUCCUUCGCGAUUUGACAACGAUUUUAAUUUCCUAUAGAAAAUUAUUAUAGGCCUAUUAUUAAUGGAUAUGAGAGGGGCCUAAACGGUUUUUAAAACCCCCUCAUGUAAUAUUUAUACUUUGUAUUUAAAGUUGUUUUUUAUCGUUGACAAGGUGUGUGACAGAUAUGGACCAAUUUUGUAUGUAAUCAGUAUUACAUUAUACCUAUAUUGAAACUUCAGGCAUAUGUGCACAUUUAGGAUUUUAUUUCUUCAUUGUCAUAAUAACUAGAACAUUACUCAUGUAUUAGUUUCGUGGAUAUUAAUGUCGAACAUUAUGGGAAGUAGGUGAAUAAUUUCGGUAAUGGAACGGUGUUUAUGUGCGAUGACGUCAUCGCUCCCGCGCGUACGCAGCUGUAUGUAGGAUAUUAUACUCAAUAUUAUAGAUAACGUGAUUGUCAUAAUACUCCUCUAUUGAGACUGUAAGUUUACCCUAGUUUGUUAUUUGAUAUUUUGACUUAUUAAUAUAUAUAUUUAUGUUGAAUAAAAUUGCUUAUGUUACGAUUAGAUCUUAUUUUUUAAAUAAUUAAUAUUAAAUGCUCAGAAUACAUUUCAUAGUACAUCACCAUAGACAUUGCAUAUACUUUUCCAUCACCACAUUCACAAUUGUAAUAUAUUAAUUUUUAAGUAGGUAUGAUCCGUAUUUUACAUGUAAACAUACUUAGCAUACGUUGUGUUAGUUAUUUUACUUUGAACUCGUGUGUAAAUGUAAUAAUUACUGUAACAGAUCAAUCGAUUAGUCAAUUUAGAGAAAAUACUCAAGACUGAACUUGGAUGUUGUGCGCGAACAAUUUAAUUUAGACUCAUGCUUCAUACGAGGGCCGUUUUGUUAGGUAGCUACGGGUACGGCAUUUAUGAAAUAUACUGGUAAAUUACAGUUUCUAAACCAGUACAAAUGAAUGAUACCUAAACGUUGAAAUGGGUACUUUCAAUUACAAGUCAUUAGGUUAUUAAAUAAUAAUUAACUUCCUGCAUAAGAGUCAAUUGAAAUACUAAUAAUUAACAAAGUCAAUCGUUGAAACUCAAUUAAAUAUACACCCAAAUAAUUGUCAAUACAAACUCAAUAGUACCAGUGCGCCUUCAAAACUGUCCUCUGUGUAAUAAUUUAGUUUAGUCAUUAAUCGAUUGUAGCUGUAUUUAACGAGUUACAUCUAAUAACUUCAAAUAAAAUUAAAAAGGCUGAAGUUUAUCCAACGCUGGUUUACUUUAUAAUCUCUAUCUAUGAAUCUUGAUUAUUGUGAUGCUUAUGUUUUUUUUAAGAUGAAUGUUCAUGUUUAGACAAGUCCUUAGUCAAUUUGUGUCUUACUAACUUUCUCGUUGUAAAUAAACUUCAGCCUACAAAAUAAUGUCGGCGUAGCAAUACAUCUCAGUUUUAGCGCAGAUUCAUCAAUUUAACUAUCCAAAGCGUAAGUCUCGUGUAACUACAUAGUUACUGUUGGGUAAGACAAUGCAAUAUCGAAAUUACCUAUCAUAGUUUUCUCAACAGUAGCUAUAAUUAAUUAUGGGUGCCGUCAUCGCCUUUAUCAAAAGGCCUUAUAAAUGUUACUUUUUUUGUUUGAAAAGGUUGUAGGCGAUGUUGGCCCCAUUCAUUUGAUCACCCGUCUCAUUAUCAGCCCGAAAGUGUAUAGGGAAUGUACCAUGUCUAAGUAGGUAGCGGCUAACGCCUAGUUAUUUAUACCUAUUGUUGAUUAAUGUAACUAUAUUGUAUCCAUUAGUAAAAUAUUAAUUCAAUUAA
This is a messenger RNA of Helicoverpa zea (corn earworm), 6896 nucleotides long. RefSeq names its product gamma-1-syntrophin (gene Syn2). The transcript is spliced from 13 exons. Gene Ontology annotation, cellular component: intracellular anatomical structure; dystrophin-associated glycoprotein complex. Gene Ontology annotation, molecular function: structural molecule activity; protein binding. The record is from RefSeq and is a predicted model, not a curated record. Bases 445 to 2094 code for a protein of 549 amino acids. NCBI's taxonomy places the organism in Eukaryota, Metazoa, Arthropoda, Insecta, Lepidoptera, Noctuidae.